AUGUUAGCGAUUGAACAUUCUAAUGAAGAUAUACCGAGAAGUGAAAUCAUUCGACGUAUUUCGAAUAGUGCCCGAGGCGCUGGAGUAGCUGAUGCUGUCGCUCAAGCUUCUUUCAAUGAAAAAAAGUGGGUUUGGAUUGAAGAUAAGAAUGAGGGAUACGUCGCCGGUUACAUAACGAAAGAGAUGGGCGAACAGGUGGAGGUUCAUUUGAACGAUGGUUCGGUAAGGUUCAAUAAUGAUCUGCGAUUUGCCGUUGCAAUCCCUAUGAUAUUAUUAAACUUGAUGAUAAUCCAGAUUCGUAUUGUCGGCCUGAGCGAAACUGAAAAAAUGAAUCCACCCAAAUUUGACAAAGUAGAAGACAUGGCCGACCUGACACAUUUGAAUGAAGCAUCCACGUACUCGGGACUUUUCCUGGUCGCAGUCAAUCCCUACCAGAAAUUCCCAAUCUACACGGAUGAGAUCAUUCGGUCUUACAAGAAUCGACGACGACGCGAGAUGCCUCCCCACAUAUAUGCCGUUGCCGACGCGGCUUAUCGUAACAUAUUGCUGGAACGUGAAUCUGGAGCUGGAAAAACCGAAAACACAAAAAAGGUGAUCCAAUAUAUAGCGGCAAUUGCUAGUGAUAGUUCCGGCACAAAGAAAUUGGGCAAACUCGAGCAACAAAUUCUUCAAGCAAAUCCUAUAUUGGAGGCAUUCGGAAAUGCACAAACAAUUCGUAACAAUAACUCCUCUCGUUUCGGCAAAUUUAUUCGCAUUGAAUUUAAUUCUGCCGGUCAAAUCGCGGGAGCGAAUAUCGAAAGGUACCUGCUGGAAAAAUCACGCGUCACUUAUCAAACUUCAAGUGAACGCAACUUUCACAUAUUCUAUCAGCUACUGAAAGGUGCCUCUCCUCAAAUCAGAGGUAAGUUGCUUUUGGAUGGACAGGUGAGCGAUUACAAAUUCACAAAACAUUCAAGGAAAGAUAUCGACGGUGUGGAUGAUGCAAUAGAAUUUCAAGGUCUUGUGGAUGCCAUGAACAUAGUGGGAAUUUCUCAAGAAGAACAGAUGAAUUUUUUCCGUACGGUCGCCAUCGUACUGCAUCUCGGGAAUAUCGAUGUCACCUCAAACAGAGAUGAUCAGGCGCAAAUUUUGGAAACUUCGGUUGUCGAAAAAGUUUGCCAUCUAUUGGAAAUACCGAUGGCCGACUUUAUCAAAGGCAUCCUAAGGCCACAGGUUAAAGCCGGUCGAGAGUGGAUAACCCAGGCCCGCACUAGGGAACAGGUUUUAUACUCGAUUGAGGCACUUGCCAAAUCUUUAUAUGAGCGAAGUUUUGGUGCGUUGGUGGAUAGGAUCAACAGAGCAGUUGAUAGACCCUCGAACAAAGCAAACUUUAUUGGUGUGCUUGAUAUUGCUGGAUUUGAGAUCUUCGAGACAAACAGUUUCGAGCAAUUAUGCAUCAAUUACACAAACGAAAAGCUUCAGCAAUUCUUUAAUCAUCACAUGUUUGUUUUGGAGCAAGAGGAGUACAGACAGGAAAACAUCGAGUGGAAAUUUAUUGAUUUUGGAUUGGAUUUGCAGCCAACGAUUGAUCUGAUCGAUAAAGUUAAUCCUGUAGGCAUCCUCUCCUGCCUUGACGAAGAAUGUGUGAUGCCAAAGGCUACGGAUAAGACAUUCGUUGAGAAGUUACACAGCCUCUGGAAAGAUAAAUCGUCGAAAUACCAGGUUCCUCGCUUUCAUCAAGGGUUUAUCCUGCAGCAUUAUGCUGCCAAAGUAGAAUAUAGAACUGAAGGUUGGCUCAAUAAAAACAAAGAUCCUCUCAACGAAAAUGUUGCUCAUCUCUUGGCCUAUUCUUCGGACAAAUACAUUUCCUCUAUCUUUUCCGACUACCUCGGUGACUUCGUUGAUGACGGCAAAAAGAAUCGCGUUAAACGCGGAGCUUUCAGGACGGUCGGCCGUCGUCAUAAGGAACAAUUACACUCUUUGAUGCAACAACUUUAUGCCACGCAUCCCCACUUUGUGAGGUGCAUUGUGCCUAACAACGAAAAAAAGUCCGGUAAAAUAGAUGUACCUCUGGUCCUUGAUCAAUUGAGGUGUAAUGGUGUGCUUGAAGGAAUCCGAAUUUGUCGUGCCGGUUUUCCCAACCGAUUGGGAUUCAUAGAAUUUCGUCAACGUUAUGAAAUUCUGACUCCAGGAAUUAUUCCCGAAGGCUUCAUGGAUGGUCGAGAAGCUGCACAAAGGUUAUUGGAAGCCUUUAAAUUAGAGAGCACUCAAUAUCGCAUUGGACUGAGCAAGGUCUUCUUUCGUGCUGGUGUGUUGGCAGAACUGGAAGAGAUACGUGAUGCCAAACUCUCGCUCGUAUUCUCCAAGUUUCAAGCGCACUGUCGAAGCUGGCUUGGAAGAAAAGAUCACAAGAAACUUGAAGGAAAACUUCAAGCUGUGCUCGUCAUUCAGAGGAAUGUUCGUUUUUACAAUAAUCUUCGCGCGGAUCCCUGGUGGAAGCUCUUUUCCAAAGUUAGACCAAUGUUGAACAGCGUCCGUUUCGAGGAACAAUUGAGGAUCAGGGAUAACCGUAUACGUGAACUCGAAGAAAAACUUCUUAAGGAGACCGAGGAACGGACGAACUUUGAAUUGGCGAACGCCAAGCUUGAGGCAGAGAAAAUCGCACUAGAAGAAUUGCUGCACAAUGAGCGCUCCUUAACUCUUGAUAAAGAAGAAUUAUUGAAACAGACACGUCAAAGGGAAAUGAAUCUCGAGGAGGAGGUCAGGGAUUUGCUUGAGGAGCUCGACGAGCUUGAGGGACAAUGUGAACAAUUAUUAAGAUCAAAAAAGACUCUUGAGAUCCAGAUGCAGGAACUCGGUUUGUUAAAUGCCCCCGCUCAACUGUUAGCACAAAAAGAAGCCGAAGAACGACAGAAAGACAUUAUUCAGCUUGAGCGCGCAAACAAGUUGCUUCAGGCCGAACUCGAGGAGAUUAGAGGUAAAUUUGACGAGGAAGCACGCGAAAAGCAAAGAGAGGCCGCAAAUCGUCGCAAGGUAGCAGCCGAGUUACAAGAUUGUCAACUCAAAUACGAGGCGGAAACAAUAAAGUCCGCUGAACUGGCGGAGUCAUUAGAUAUUCAUAAAGCUAAAUUGGAUGUAAUCUCGAUUAAACUUGAUGCUGCGGAACUCUCUAGACUCAAAGUCGAAAAGACCGAGGGAUUAUUGAGACUCCAAAUCACCGAGUUAGAACAAUCAUUGGUGGAAAUUUCAAAUGACAAGAAGAUCGCACAAGAUAAAGCUCGAUAUCUUGAAGAACAAUUGGCUGAAUUAGAAGCUAAGAUGGAAGAUGAUGCGGUCGAAAUUGCUGACUUUGGUUCGCUUCGUUCGCGCCUACAAGAUGAAUUUGACGAGGAACGUGAGAGGUACAAAAAAGACAUUGAGGAAAUUCAAUUUUCUCUUGAUCAAACGAGAAAAAAGUAUCAGCUCGAGCUAAUUAAGCUUACCGAUGAAAUUGAAAUGGAGAGAGCCAACAUUUCUCGUUUGAGAGAGGAGAACAAGUCUUUACAAACGGAGAACGAGGAAAUUUUGGCCAAGUUUGAAGAAAAUCAUAGCCUAAACCAGUGGAGACGUGAAAAAGAGAGAUACGAAAGCCAAAUCGCAGAAUUGACUCAACUAUAUAGCGAUGCAUUGGCCUCUCAUGAUGAACUUCAGUCUCAAGUUAAUGUCUUGCUGCCGGAAAUGCGAAAUCUGAGAACGGCACUGGAGGACGCUGAAUCGCAAAAGAUGCUUCUCGAAAAACUAAAACGAAACCUUGAAGAACGUCUCGAAGAUAUUGGUGAACAAUAUAAUGAUGCCAGUCAAAACAAGAAUGCUGCUGAGAGAAACAUUACGGCCUUAGAUAAGGAGGUCGUGUCACUUCGACAGCUCGUUGAAGAACAACAGGAAAUGGCUUCGAUAUUCGCUGAAAAAUUGCGUAAGGCAGAACUAGCGGCUCUAGAUGCUCAGACUGAAUUGACAAAGGAACGCGAGGAAAGUCAAGAUCUAAUGAAAUCAAAGAUCGUACUAGAAAAACAGGUUAAUGAAUUGAAUGUCCGAAUUGUGGAUCUGGAAGCUAAAUUGAUGACUUCACCGCGUGGUAUAAAACGCCUGGAAUCUCGGCUCGAAGAAUUAACCGUUCAGCUCGAUAACGAGACACGCGAAAAGAAUGAAACCAUACGAAUGUCGAGAAAAAGUGACCGAACGAUUAGAGAAUUACAAUACCAGCUUGCAGAACGAGAUAAGGCCAAAGCACGCUAUGAAACAGAAAUUAGCAAAUACGAACAAAAAGUCGCAAAAAUGCGAGAAACCAUUGAAGAACUUCAAAAUUCCGAAAGUGCAUUGCAACUAAGUAAAAGGCGAGCGGAGCGUGAGACUAAUGAGGCAAAAGAACGUUCACUAAGACUCGAGAAAGAAAUCGAAAGGAUGAAAUUAAGGCUUGACAGAAGCAAUUCUAUCGCGUCUGCAUAUUCAUCCGCUUCAUCAAACUAUUCUAAUUAA
Molecule: messenger RNA, 4494 nt
Organism: Acaulospora colombiana
Lineage: Eukaryota; Fungi; Glomeromycota; Glomeromycetes; Diversisporales; Acaulosporaceae
Source: the annotation of a GenBank genome assembly